CUAUUUUCCUUUCAUAGCCAAAAGCUUAUCUCCCCCAUAAUGGUGGUGAUGUUGAAUCUGUACACUACACCCAUCCACCAGCCUUCAAUUGCAUCAAAAAUGGUUUAACUAUAUUACUCAUCUUCAUAACCAUUCUAUUGGGUAUGUUCGGUGGCUAUUUCAUUUAUCGCUCCUUCGGCGCCACAGAUAAUCCAACCAAAUUUCAUUAUCGUACAAUUUGUGAUGUUCCCUAUGAGUUGACUAGCAAUCUAACGAUGCCACGUUUCUAUCAACAACCCGAUGAAUUCGAUUUAAAUUUCAAUUGGUUAUUGCCACGUUUAACGGGCAAAAGUUUCGAUAGUAAUCUUAAUAAUGACGAUGAUUUCUUCCGCGAAGAAAUCGAAAUGGAUAUAAGUGACGAUGAGAGUUAUACAAAAAUCGAUGUACCUGAUUUUAAAGAUGGCCGUCAUGGACGUUUUAUGCAUGAUUUUAAAGAGAAUCAAUCGGCUAUUAUUGAUACCACAGCUAAUCGUUGUUUCAUAAUGCCAUUGGAUCGUAAUACCACUUUGCCGCCCAAAAGUUUUAUCGAUUUAAUGGAGAAAAUGAGCUCGGGUUAUUAUAAUAUUGAUACCGAUCGCGUUAGACGUAACAUGAGAGUGGUUAUGCCGCCAAUAAGCGAUUUAACACUAAUAUCGGAACGUAUUGCCAAUGAGUGCUAUGACAUGAAGGUGUAUAUGUUGGAAAAUUAUGUAUCAGGAGUAUUUAAACGUGAUGCCAAACCCUUAGCUGAUCAGGGUAAAUUUGCCGAAUAUUCGGGCAAAGGUAUUGUUGAAUUUGAUAUUGUUAAUAUUGGCGAAAUCGAAGAGUAUGAAAGACAACAUUUAAAAUAAAAUUUCGAAUCUUUAAGUUCUGAUUAAUAUAAUAUAAAUAUAUUAAAUUACAAAAAAGAAAACAACAGAACAUAAACAAAACCAAACUUGAUUUGUAAACUAAAUGAAGCAAAUGAUCUCGCCUGUAGCGAGUAUCUUUUUCAAAACUUUUUUUUUUAGUAGUGUGUAGUUUUUUUGAUUGUAUAAUCAUCAUACUGUAUUAUCUGCUAAAUUUAAAUUGAAAUAUAAAACAUAAUUAUUAAUAGAGAAAUAAAUGCUACUAAAAAGGAAACGAAAACUAUGAUUAAAUUUAGCAAUAAUAAGAAAAAAACAAAAUGAAACCUUAAAUUGGAUUAAAGGAUUUUUUUUUUAAAGAUAAUGUUGUUGUGGUUUUUAAAAAAUAAGAAAUAUAACAUUAUGAAUAUAAUUUUUUUAAAAGGUGCAAAUUAAUACUGUAAACACUUAUAAUUGUAUAAAAUUCAAAAUUUUAAACAUGGCAAUAUUUUCAUAAUUUAAACACACAUUCCCUUUCUAUAAGCUUAAACAACAUAAUUUUCCCCUAAAAAAAAUUAAAAUACAUAUUUUUAAAGCAAUGAAAACAUACCUACAGGUACCUUUAUUAAAAUAAAUUUUAUUUUAAAAAAAUCAUGUUAAAUAAUAAACAUUUUAAUAUUUUUUUUUUAUAAAUUUCUUACAAUUUGUUUGAUAAUCUAACAUUAAUUAUUAUAAUUUAAUUUUUCUUUCAAAAAAAAAUUUUAAAUAAUUUUUAAAAAUAAAGCAAAAAACACGUUUGUAAAGAUCCAGACAUUAUGUGUCGUUUACUCACAUCAAAUAAAAACAAAAUUUACAAACAUACAUAUAAAACAAAAUCUGAAUUUUAUUAAGUGUUAUAUCUCAAAGAAUAAUUUAUCUAAUGUGUAUAAUGUUUAACUGAAAAAUAAAAAAAUAGACCUAAGAAUAUAAAUAAAAAAUAAAUACAUUACAAUGUAAAUUA
Lucilia cuprina (Australian sheep blowfly) is the source of this 1842-nucleotide messenger RNA. RefSeq names its product integral membrane protein 2B. The record is from RefSeq and is a predicted model, not a curated record. Gene Ontology annotation, cellular component: extracellular exosome; plasma membrane; Golgi apparatus. Lineage: Eukaryota; Metazoa; Arthropoda; Insecta; Diptera; Calliphoridae. The transcript has 2 exons. Gene Ontology annotation, biological process: negative regulation of amyloid precursor protein biosynthetic process. Bases 144 to 869 code for a protein of 241 amino acids. Gene Ontology annotation, molecular function: amyloid-beta binding.